Molecule: messenger RNA, 2097 nt
Organism: Myotis myotis
Lineage: Eukaryota; Metazoa; Chordata; Mammalia; Chiroptera; Vespertilionidae
Gene: CD160
Product: CD160 molecule
Exons: 5
Coding region: 390-944 (184 amino acids)
Biological process (GO): regulation of adaptive immune response
Cellular component (GO): plasma membrane
Molecular function (GO): transmembrane signaling receptor activity
Source: RefSeq, a predicted model, not a curated record
AGAAAAAAAUUCACAGCGGCGGUGGAAGAGAGAAGCAGGAAGACCCCUGAUUACUAAAAACAAAAAAACCCACUGUGUGGUUUUCAGAGAUCAUAGAUGCCAGUAAUGAGGCAGAGCACGGCCGGAAGUGAGAGGGGGUUUUAACUAGACAAGAACCAGGCGAGAGCUGAGAGCACAUUCGCGCUCCCACCAGAGCCAGCAGCCCCAGCAGGAGAGCUUCUGUCGGAAGAGUCCCGCCCACAGAAGCCAGGGCCUCGACCCGGGAGUGGUUGUGGAGCUGCCGCGGCCUCAUCAGGGCUCCCUCUGUGCUUCCAGGAAAGCGAGGCCAAGGACAUCAGCAGAGCCACCUGCUUCGAGUUCCUGAGCUGCUGACAACCUGCAGGACGCCGAUGGCCUCUGGCAGAGGCUGCUGGGCCCUGGCCACUCUGCUGGCAAUUGUGGACAUCGAGCUUGGCGGAUGCAUGCGCCUCUUCAGCUCAGCGUCCCAGCAAGGAAAGCGACUAAGCUUAACCUGCACCUUGCGGCACACGAACGAAGAGGCUGAGGGGGCCAUCGUGUUUCUGUGCAAGGACAGGCCUUCGGACUGUUCCCCUGAGACCAGCUUGGAGCACCUGAGCCUGAGACGCUCGCCUGAGAUGGAUGGUGCCAGUGAAAGAUCAUCUCAGUUGGUGUUCACCAUAACCGAAGCCACACCAUCGGCCAAUGGGACCUACCAGUGUUGUGCCAAAAGCCAGACGCCAGAAAUCCUCCUUCAAGGUCAUUUUCUCUCCGUUUCAGUCACAGAGACAGGGAACUACACAGUGACGGGAGGGAAACUAACAGGACAGCAGGAGUCCAGCCAUGGCAAUGGCCCUCUCCACAGUAAAGGCCCUCUCAGUCCAAGCGUCCUGCAAGAGGUCUGGGUGAUGCUGGCCACCAGCCUGAUGGUCCUUCAAGCUCUGUAAGAGCUUCCUGCCAGAAGAAAUCUUUUUAAAAAUCACAGCAAGAUAAAUAUGUUUACCUUGGUAUCUUUCACAUUACAACAUGGGCACAGGGGGACGUGCCAAGAAUCUGGGGAAUAUAAAAUGGGACAAAUGAGUGGAUCCCUUGACCUCCCCUACUUACUUCCAGGGCAAGCCUGCCUUCUUCCCACCUCAGUCCCAGUGAGGGGAAGAGCAGCUCUCACCGUGGCUGGGGCAGUGCCCACUCAGACACGGGCUAAGUCCAUGUGUUUCUGUGUCCCCAGAAGAACUUUUCCUCGGUCCAUCCCCCGCCCCCCCCGCCCCCGCCCCCAAACACAGUAAAAGCAGCAAGUCAAACCAAGUGAGAACACCAAUUUUGGGGGGAGAAAUUGUUAUUUACCACUAAAGGGAAGAAAGAAGAAAGAAGCAAAAGAGAGGUAGGAGAGGAAAGAGACCCAGACCCAGUGUCUCGACUCUGCAUGAACACAGAGAAAAUGAAGAGAGCACCUGGUGUUCGAUGAGGGGAGGAAUCCACACAGCACUGAUGGAGGAAGAUUUGUGCAGACCAGAUGCACCACGAUCACAACUGCCUACCUUCAGCGAAGUACUUACCAACAUCUUCGGUCAUUUCUCUUUUUAUAUAAAUGCCCAAAGCAGUAUUUGCAUCCUUUUCUCCCCUAAAUUCACAAACCCUCUUUCUCUUUAAACAGAUGACCUCUUGUCAUAGUUAAGCAAGGAGGUAGGAGGCGGGGGGAGGGGAGGGAGGAUAUGCCUGACAGGAAGAACUACAUGAAUAGAGAGGUACGAACACAAUUUCACUGGAACUAAAUAGUAAACUAUCAAAAGGAAACACCUUACCUGCAAUCAUUGGCCAGGAUCUGCCCAGUGUGGGAGCUAAGGCUUGUGGGAACAGAGAGAAGGCUGGAAGAGACGGGUAAGACCCUUAUUAGUGAUGGUCUUGAACCUCAAACUCAAAGGAUUUUGGAUUUUGUUUUAUAAGGUAAAAAAACUAGGCAUGGAGUCAAAAGACCUGCUCUGCAACAUACCAGCCCUGUGUACUUGGGCAAGUGAAGUUCUGAAAUGUAUCUUUCAAAUAAGUCAAUACUGUGUUUCAACUGGAUGAGGAUUCUGGUGUGACUAAUAAAGACAAAUUGAU